This is a messenger RNA of Parasteatoda tepidariorum (common house spider), 401 nucleotides long. Its product is annotated as acetoacetyl-CoA synthetase. Gene Ontology annotation, molecular function: acetoacetate-CoA ligase activity. Lineage: Eukaryota; Metazoa; Arthropoda; Arachnida; Araneae; Theridiidae. The record is from RefSeq and is a predicted model, not a curated record.
UAAGCAUUGGAGCCAUCUGGGGAUGUGCCGUUCCUUACUUUGGUGCUCAGGCGGCAACAAAUAUAAUAAGCAAAAUGGAACCAAAGUUUCUAAUAGUGGUUGACCGCCAUCUUGAUGGUGGAAAAGAAUAUAAUAUCCUUGAUCACCUGGAAUUUAUGGUGGAUGGAACACCUUCACUAGAAAAAGUAAUUAUAGUGCCUAGUAGACGUGAAACUUUAUCAAUGGAUAUCUCCCAUAUCAGAAAUAGUUGUUUCAUCGACAAUUUCUUAGAAACUGGAAAACUUCAGGAUGGUUCAGUUCCUCCAUUAGUUUUCGAACAACUACCCUCCAGUCAUCCUGUUUUCUUGUCAUUUACAUCUGGUACGACAGGCAUUGUCAAAGGGGUGGUGCAUUCAGCAAAG